GAGGGCAGUCAGACCACCACACUUGCAGGAGACCAAAUACUAUAUUAUAACACUAGGCUACGACGCGCGAACGAACUCUCCUGCAUAUUAAGUUCAAAUGGCGGCAGUUACACAAAAAUGAUUGAUACUAGAAGAAACACUCUAAUCGACCGAAUCCAAUUACAGAGAAUUGGAACUGAGAGGGCGCUUGGGCGUCUGGAGUCCAUCAGUUCCACUAUAAUGGAUACGCACGGGAACCAAAACGUGAGGCGACUCUCGGAAUGAACUAUACAAACUUGCAAGGACAAGUGGCCAACGUCAAACCUCAUUAUCAGCCCAGCGCGCAAUCCUUGCGGCUCAUCAUUCUGCUGAUUCUAGUCAUGGGGGUGGCCCCAUCCCCAGCUCUAACAGCGGGAUGCCCGGCACGAUGCAUAUGCGAUGACCAGCUGGUGGUCCAGUGCGCCGGGCAGCACCUCACCGCCUUCCCCACUGACCUGCCGCUGGCCACUCGGCAGCUCAUCAUCUCCAACAAUCGCAUCGUGGAGCUGCCGCCGUUGCAGCUCAACUAUCUGUCGGACUUGGUGUACUUGGACUGUAGCAACAAUUCCCUGACGGAGAUUUCUAUGUCCACAUUCGGGAACCUGGGGAAGCUUGCUUACCUGGACUUGUCCUUCAACACCUUAACGCGGAUAGAGGACAGGACGUUCGGGCCGCUCUCUAGCCUCGUGAUGCUGAGAAUGACGGACAACCCCGGCCUGUCGGAUAUUCACCCGGACGCUUUCGCAAAGAACUUGGCGCUGCAGGUGCUGGACGUGAGCCGGAACAACCUGACGGUGCUCAACAUCAGUUCUCUCAUCGCGCUGCCCACCCUGCGCUCGGUCGGCCUCAGCGGGAAUUCCUGGAGCUGCGACUGCGAUAACGAGGACCUCUGUCUCUGGGUUCACAUCGAGGCAUUCAAGUUUCAAGAUGAGGGCCAGACGGUGUGCCGUGGUCCUCCUGACCUGCAGGGGCAGCGUCUGGGUGAGCUGGGGCUGCAGCUGCGGUCGCGGUGCCACCAGGGCCUGGGUUCCUGGGACUACCUGUUCUUCCUCGUCAUCGGCUUCGUUAUCUUUGCGGCAGGAACGGUGUCGGCGUGGGCAAUCGGUGUAGUCAUGGUACUGUACGAACGCUAUGUCAAGAAGAAGAGCGAGCAGAUGGACCCCGAUGACGAGAUUGAGCAGGACGCAGGACCUGGCACGGGGGGUGGAGGGGGUCACCAUGCCAACCCACGAGGUAAUGGGGAUUUGAAAAACACUGGUCACAUGGUGGUAUGACUCCACCCUGUCCCACAGCCUCCCUACCGACUGUGCCUCGGAACCUACAGAACUACAAAACCUUUGAUGUCAUAAAAUGGCAGAGGUUAAGAAGAAACUACAAAGCAGAGCACACUGGGAUUAAUAAAAUACAGAAGAGAGACAACGCAGAAAUGUGCCUGAUUGAGAGUUGAAUGGUUAUAGUUCCUUAAAGUCCCAAUGCACAGUUUUGUAUCAUAUUGUACAACAGCUGAUGAACCUAACUUUGUAAAAGUGUGACAAAAUGUGAUCAGUGUUAUUUACUGAUAGUUGAUGGUUGAAAAUACAAUCUAAACAGGACCUUCAAAAUCAGCAGGUUUUGCAUGGAUGGAGUUUUGGCUUGCUUGGUGACAUCACCAGGUGGUUAAGAUAUAGACCAAUAACAAAGUGACUUCCAAACCUCUCUGACAAUAGCAGCUAGUUCAGGUUACAUGUCUCUCCUAUUAGGUUCCGCCAAUUAGGCCCCUCAAUCAGACCACUCCCAGACAGUUAUGGCAAAAUUCUUGCUUGAGAAAUAGUAUUUUGACCAUUUUAAUGGAAUACUAUUACAGUGAGGUACUUAACCGUUACCCAGAAAUGAUUUAAUAUUGAGAUAAAAACAGCUGCAUUGGGCCUUUAAUAUACUAUAAUAAUAGGAUUCAAUUCUCUGGUCCUGUGUGUGUGUGCUCACUUUGGUAGCCUGUGUGUGUGUGUAUUGGGAGUUUGACUCCCCUUUACUAUUAGCCAAGAGAUCCUCUCUAAGUAGAGCCCUGUCUGCUGAGGGACUUGGCUUCUACCCAGCUGGCUGUUGGAGCUAUUCUGGCCGGCCUCUCAGUGGGGCCAGGUAAACACAGGACAUGAUAACUGAUUUCCAGCCUUCCUGCUGUCCGUGUUUAGUAGGAUGCAGAGUCCCGUCCACCCCACCCGUCUCUUCAUGCACUGACUGCACCAAAAACCUUACAGUACCUACUGAAUUAUAGAACAAUUCUACAGCAAUAACACAAAACACUUCUACUGUGAAGCGUAAUGAUUAUUAUGAAGCACAGUACUAGUCCUACUCUGGGACAGUUGCUUUCAUCUGACCCAACCCCUUUAGAAUACUACUGACAAUCCAUCAUUCUAUAUCCCACGACGUUAGCACUGGCUCAGAUCUGGUAGAUCAACACUCACUGUCCUGUUGGUCUUCUGGCUGCACUAUGACGUUAAUCCUGACUGUUAUAAACUUAGUAGAGGUGAGUCUCUCCAUUCAUCCCAACAACAGCAGCUGCUCUAAGGAGAGGCUUGUGGCGGGAUUACAGUGGCUCUGAGGGGCUGUAAGAGUACAUAUCCAUUACACACAAUGGACUGAUCAGCUGGAGAGGUUGUGUGGGAAGGAAGGAGAAAGGGAGUAAACACACACACACACACACACACACACACACACACUAGGAUGUGGCGCACACGGGUGUUAGAGAGAAACUGGGGUCCAAGGUGCCCCCCAAGAUGAAUGCACUUCAUUGAUGUAUAGACGGAAUUCAGAACUUCUGUUCUGAUACAUCUAAGCGACAGGGAGCAUGUUCUCUAGGAAUACUAGAGGUAGUGUUGGCUGUUUCCUGAUCAAAGCAGAGAUGUUACUACAGUUAUCUGACCUUUAUAGUGACACUGUUUAUGCCUCUCUCUAGUCAACACCAGGUGAGUCUGAACAAGGAGAUAUGUUGGUGGUAUGAACAUAGUACUGUAGGACUCAGGAAUGUGACGGCCAACGCUCUAACCACUAGGCUACCUGCUGCCCCAACAUGUAGGCUUGCUUGGAUGCCUCAAUGCACAUUUUCAAACACAGGUUUCUGGUUGCUGUCGUACUUGCAUGUCAUAAAACAGCCAUAGUAUGUGGCUACAGUACCAUACCUGCAUGAUCCCUACAGUACACUAUAUGAUCAUGCAUUCACUAUGCAUGUUCAGUCCAAGGUCUGUUUAUUCACUUUUUAACCACAUACCAGGCGGUAUAACCCAUGAUAUGCUGCAGUAUGAGGACAUCACGUUCUGGUAAACUCUCUGGUUAGGCAAUAGUAGGGGCAGGCACGAGGUGCACUGGAGAGGAGAAGGGUAGGGCCGUGGUGUUGCAACAGAAUACCUGCUAUAACCCUAACUUACAUGGCCACGACAACCCUGCAGGAAUUUCAAGGAAUGACCACGUCUGUCCCUGUCUUAAUAAACCACAGAACGACCCGGUCCCUUUUCAACCAGUUUCCCCUUCAACACACACACACGCACACACUCUAUGACCCCAAUCCAGCUACACACCAUCUUCGUCAUUCACUGGCCAGGGUACUGUGACUCUUCCAAGAUAGCUUAGAGGUCCAUUUAUGUUGAUCACUGAAUACUGCGCUCACAUAAAACACGGGUCUUGUUUGUGGCUUCAUUGAUUGGGUGGGUGAGAGGUUGAGCAGCAUGUGAUCCAGGAAGGAGCAGGUUUUUAGAGUUAGACACAGUCACAGCUGUCUCUCUGAGCUAGCUAGUCACGUGGGUUAUGGCGGUAUGGCAGGCGGAAUGACAUCAUGCACCCAUGUGUUUGUGUUCUUAUAUGGAGCCAGCAAGGGCCAAGAGUUAGAUUCACUGCCUUGCCUAUACAUAUGUCCCCCCCCGCCAAUACACACGCACACAAACACACCCACACCAACUAAGAACUGGGUGCCGACUUUUCAUUAUUUCUUCAUAACAAGUCCUUGGACUAAAGUAACACUAUAGAUAUACUGUAAGCUGGGGUCGGGACAGAAGACAACUACUGUAACUUAUAUUAAGUGAACAUCUCUUAUGCUUACAAUGGUAAACAUAUACAGCGGUAUAUAAUGAGUGUUCUGUACCUGUUUUGUACCUUUCUGAUGUGGUUGUGUCUGUCACGAACUUGCCCAUUUAUUCUGACAGCACAAAACCAUGAGAAUCUGAAAAAGCACAGGUUGAUUAAUCAAAUUAACGACUGAUGUACAGUAUGAUUGACUGAUGUAGUAGGGCAGGCCAGAUGCAGUUGGUUCCUCUGUGGUAUAACUGCUCAACAGGCUCAAGGGGCCUGCCAACUCUGUACCCUUCCACAGCAAUAAAAGUAAUUGG
This is a messenger RNA of Oncorhynchus nerka (sockeye salmon), 4373 nucleotides long. Its product is annotated as leucine-rich repeat-containing protein 52-like. Gene Ontology annotation, cellular component: voltage-gated potassium channel complex. Bases 261 to 1292 code for a protein of 343 amino acids. The transcript is spliced from 3 exons. Gene Ontology annotation, molecular function: transmembrane transporter binding; potassium channel activator activity; voltage-gated potassium channel activity. The record is from RefSeq and is a predicted model, not a curated record. NCBI's taxonomy places the organism in Eukaryota, Metazoa, Chordata, Actinopteri, Salmoniformes, Salmonidae.